Messenger RNA from Lycium barbarum (goji berry), 855 nucleotides. RefSeq lists its product as uncharacterized. The record is from RefSeq and is a predicted model, not a curated record. NCBI's taxonomy places the organism in Eukaryota, Viridiplantae, Streptophyta, Magnoliopsida, Solanales, Solanaceae. Bases 1 to 855 code for a protein of 284 amino acids. The transcript has a single exon.
AUGGGGGUUACACACCAUUGUAUCUCUUUGGUUCAAAAGAAUGCAAAGGCCUUAUGUGAUCUUAGAGCAAGCAUCAAUUUGAUACCUCUUGAUAUCUUUAACAAAUUAGGUUUGGGCACUUCUCGACCCACAACUAUGAAGUUGCUAAUGGCGGAUAGAACCGUAAAUAAACUGGUAGGUAUUCUUUAUGAUGUGCUUGUGAGAGUAGAUCGAUUCAUUUUUUCGGCCGAGUUUGUGAUUUUAGAUUGUGAAGUUUAUUUCAAAGUGCCCAUAAUCUUGGGAAGACCUUUCUUAGCUAUGGGGCAUGAUCUUGUAGAUGUAGAGAGGGGUGAUUUAAAAUUUAGAAUGAAUGAUGAAGAGAUCACCUUCCAAAUUUACAAAUCAAUGAAACAACCGGCGGAUAUGAGUGUCGUGUCAGUUAUUUAUACAAUUGAUGAAGCCAUAGAGACAACCGUUGAGCAUGAACAUGCGAGUGAGAUGUUGGCAGCCGUGAUAAUGAACUAUGAGGGGGAAAAUGAAGAAGAAUUUGAGGAAACGAUUAAUGCAUUAGUGGGGAUGGGUACAUACAAAUACAAUCCCAAAAAGCUUGAUCUUGAUCUAGAAAAUCGUGAGAAGCCUCCUGCAAAGCCCUGUAUCAUUGAGCCUCCCACCUUGGAACUCAAACCUCUUCCUUCACAUUUGAGGUAUGAAUUCCUUGGACCAAACAACACUUUUCCCGUGAUAAUCUCCGUCUGGUUGACAGAUGAACAAAGACAUCGACUAAUGGUGAUCUUGAGGAAGUACAAAAAGGCAAUUGGGUGGUGUAUUGUGGAUAUUCAAGGGAUUCCUCCCAGAAUCUCCACCCAUAAAAUCUAA